UGGCGUUCAGUAAGAAAAGCGUCGCCUAACGGUCUAGUACGAACUCGUACCGUACGCUUUGUGUUCUUUCUGUUCUUUGGGGCAUCCAAGCGACGAAUUAGUCGUAAAGUCGUAUAUAGAGCCGUACAAUCGUAUUGAGCCGUACAAAAUCGUUUAGAUCCGUAUUUUUGUGUGUGCGUUUCUCGCUCGUCUCUUGUUUCGUGCGUUACUCUCGAAACAGAUCAGAAGAAGAACAGCAUUCAAAAUCGAAUGUAACGUUGCGAAGGACAAGAAGACGGCUGUAAGGACAACGAAAAAAAUUACAAGCCAAGUGCGCUCGUGUUCGUGAAUUUCCGGUUGAACAAACACAUAAGCAAAACGUAAAAGAAAAGCCAGCAAAAAUUAUAAAAAUAAUAAAAACAACACAGAGAAAGAGCAAGCGAGAGAGAGAGAGAGAGCGAGUGAGAGAGGAGAGGAGAGAGUGAAAGAGGAAGGAGCAACAGCAACAGCAUCGAAGUAGUACAUAGCACAAGGGGCCAUUCAGCGUGAAAGACGACGAAGUCACUGUAAGAAAAGUGAAAAUACACGGAGAAAAGUUGCACAGAGCGGCAAGCAUAUUUCAUAAGUUUACACACACACACACACACAUAUACAAGCACACAAAACACAGUCACACAGAGAGCCACAGACACAGUCAUAUAACAUAGCCCGGAGCCAGUUAGAGCAAAGUCGAGGCAAAGUCAUACAUGUGAGAGAAGGAAAGAGCGAAGCAGCAGCUGGAGACAGAGACGGAGACGAAGACGAAGACGGAGACAGAGUACGAGACGUUGGCGGUGGCGACAAAGGCUAACGCUCGACCUUUGGCACAGGGUUCAGCAAGUGCAGCAGAGGACACGAACACGGACACAACGAGGCGAGGUCAACAAAUCAAUAGAAACAAAGCGCACAGCCCGAAAGCAAUUGGACACUAGCAACAAUAAUAACAACAACAACAACACGUACAACAACAAGUAGAAGCACAAAAAAAACCACCAAAAUUCACUCUCAAAUUAUGCUGGCCAUGUCGACCUUAAUGAUGCCCGCGCCGACUAUAGCCAUGGGGGCCCCGCAGAUCACGAUGGGCCCCCACAAGCCACCGGAAACGAAAUUGCUUGCCAUACAUCCAGCUGCAGCAGCAGCAGCCGCUGCCGCCCAGCAACAGCAACAGCAAUCCGUGACAGCUGCUCAUCUGCAGCACAAUGGCCAACAGCAACAUCCACAACAGCAGCAGCAGCAGCAACAACAACAGCAUCAACAGCAGCAGCAAAUGCAACAGCAGCAAUCGAAUGCACAGCAGCAGCAGCAAAUUGUUGGCAGCAACUCAAAACCAGAACAGUUUCACAUCUUCGUGGGCGAUUUGAGUGCCGAGAUUGAAACACAACAGCUUAAGGAUGCAUUCACGCCAUUUGGAGAAAUAUCAGACUGUCGAGUUGUGCGCGAUCCACAGACGCUGAAAUCAAAGGGUUAUGGAUUCGUGAGCUUUGUUAAGAAAUCGGAAGCGGAAACCGCCAUCACAGCCAUGAACGGACAAUGGCUUGGCUCACGUUCGAUACGCACAAACUGGGCCACACGAAAACCGCCGGCCACCAAGGCAGACAGUAAGUAUUCCACUUCGCACUCAAUCAAUAAACAAAUUUCGAGUCGUGAACUGAUUUCAUUUACUUGUGUGAUAUUCGCAGUGAAUGUCAAGCCGUUGACCUUUGAUGAGGUGUACAAUCAGAGCAGCCCCACAAACUGCACCGUCUACUGCGGCGGCAUCAACGGUGCUCUCUCUGGCUUCCUCAACGAGGACAUCUUGCAGAAGACAUUCUCUCCCUAUGGCACAAUACAGGAGAUUCGUGUGUUCAAAGACAAGGGCUAUGCAUUUGUGCGAUUCUCCACUAAAGAGGCUGCCACACAUGCCAUCGUGGCGGUCAAUAAUACGGAAAUUAACCAGCAACCGGUGAAGUGUGCGUGGGGCAAAGAGAGCGGCGAUCCAAAUCAUAUGUCGGCCAUAGCGGGCCAAGCACUGGCACAAGGCUUUCCAUUUGGCUCAGCCGCAGCUGCGGCCGCUGCAGCCGCUGCCUAUGGGCAGCAAGUGGCCGGCUACUGGUAUCCACCGGCACCAACAUAUCCCACAGCGGCACCGGCUAGCGCCUUACAGCCGGGCCAGUUUCUGCAGGGCAUGCAGGGCUUUACCUACGGUCAAUUUGCGGGCUAUCAGCAGGCCAGCUACAUGGGCAUGGGCGUUCAGUUGCCCGGCACUUGGCAGAGUGUGCCGCCACAGCCGCAGUUAACCAGCGCUGCGGCCGCUGCAGCGCCACAGAUCACACAGAGCGUGGGCGGUGCAUUGCCUCAGGCAGCUGGCGUUGUGGCCUAUCCUAUGCAACAGUUUCAGGUUAGUCCGCAGCUGGCGGAGGACGAAUGGCUGGCGCCCAGUUUGCUGGUGUAGCUGCCAUGAGCGGUGGCCAUGUAUCCCACCCAACAACAACAACAACACCAACAGCAGCAGCAGCAGCAACAGCAGCAGCCACAACAACAGCAAGAGC
Molecule: messenger RNA, 2546 nt
Organism: Drosophila sulfurigaster albostrigata
Lineage: Eukaryota; Metazoa; Arthropoda; Insecta; Diptera; Drosophilidae
Product: cytotoxic granule associated RNA binding protein TIA1
Exons: 8
Coding region: 1031-2449 (472 amino acids)
Molecular function (GO): RNA binding
Source: RefSeq, a predicted model, not a curated record